CCAUCUGCUGCUGCUGCUGCGAAAGGCGCCUCGCCUCCCAAGGCCAAACGAGUCCGAACUGGUUGUCUGACGUGUAGAGAACGCCAUCUCAAAUGUGAUGAAGGUGUUCCUGUUUGUGCCAACUGCCUGAAAAGCAAUCGCGACUGCAAGCGCGGCGUCAAGCUCAAUUUCAUCGACAUCUGGACCGAGGCGCCCGCUGUGAACGCCCUCGUCGAGGGUACGCCAUUGGAGUUCCACGACGAAUCCCGCGCCGUGGCCAGUGAGUACAAAGGUGGGACUGAACGCUAUCGUCACUUCGCUCCGAGUACUACCGAGCCUUCACGGCAACCACAAUCCUCCCACGUAUCUCUUGCUGGCGACCUCGUUACGAGACCUUUUCGCCACUCGUCGGAUGGCGUCUCUCUACAGCAAAUGCACGGAGGCAAUCCUUGGUUACCUCACCACCCCCGCAACAAUUUCAAUCCUCACCACGUCACCCCUCCCACAUUACCUCUUGCGCAUAGAACGCCAUCGCCGCCUCCCGCAGGGGAGCCUCCUGUGCUCACUUCUGCCAAUGAGAUGCUGUACAUGCAAAUUUUCACAGAAGAAGUCGCUCUGUGGAUGGACGCCCUGGAUCCCUCCGGUAAAUACUUUACUCUCUUUAUACCGCGUAUGGCCCUUCGGGUGCCGAUGAUGCGCGAAGCGAUACUCGCCUGUGGCGCUGAACAUUUGGGAUUGGUGAAUCCCGCACACUACCCCGAGUCAAAUUCUCUAGAACACUACCACGUCGCGACGAGACUUCUUCUCGAGCACCUGGGUCGCGGUGCGGAAACGAAUCAAACCCGAGGAAAUCCAAGGGAGGAAAAGCAAAAGCAAAAGGAGGCAGCAAUAACUGCUGUGCUUCUCAAUGUCUACGAGCUGAUGAGAGCGAACGGGGCUCGGCAUCCUGGACACCAACGGACUAAUCACGUCGCAGGAGCUCGCGCCCUGAUAAAUUCGCUUGGAUGGAAUUACAAGACCCCGGACGUUGGUGGUGCAUGCUUUUGGCUUAACAUUGGAUUUGAAAUACUCAGCUGCCUCCAUUUUGGAUGGCGGAUGGAAUGGAAGACAGAUAGUUGGGGCCUUGAUAUGGAUUCCUCCGCCGAUACGCGCCCGCAUAGGGAAACCAUCUGGGCGAGGCGCAUGCUCUACGUCCUUGCCAAAUUGUGCGACUACCGUGCUGACUUCGCAGAAUUCGCCGACGCGGUCAGCAAGGAGCGAAAACCUUUGAAUCCUCGCUCGGAAUGCUUUCAAAUGUCUUUGCGCCUCGCUGAAGCCUGGACUAAGCUUUGGGACAUGAAUGAGCUGUGGUUCAAGAACCGCCCAGAUUACAUCCGGCAGACGGCCAUCGUCCGUCCACAACGAGCGCGCUCGAAGUUUCCGGAGGUGUGGUACAUCGGAAGCGUCGCAGUCGUGUCGACAUUAUUCCACUACACCGCGAAAUUGCUAUUGACGCAAUCACACCCCUCCGUGAUGGCCAAUGAGGGCUCAACCCUAGCCGAGCACGAACAAAUCACAAGGAGCUUGAAAGAGGACGAAAGGUACAGUGCAGGCAUGAUCUGCGCGAUCACAGCUCAUGUCAAGGACCGCGGCGUCGCAUCCAUCGCCAUCCAAGCCCUGCAUCAUGCCGCAAGAACCCUCACGGACCUCGAAGAACAAACCGAAGUAUUUGCUGUCUUCGAACGCAUCGCCCGCAACACGGGAUGGCGCAUCGAGUGGAUUUACGCUGAGCUACGGCAACGCUGGGGUUGGACCACGCCGUCCCAGCGGACCUCACCACUCGCUCUGAGGUUUGCGCCAUCGGCGCCGGCUGCGGCUGCGACCGCUGCAUCCGCUACUGCUGCACUUCCAUCGAGGACCCUGCUUCCGCCGCCGAUGGCGACUUCCUCAUCGUCCCCGUCCUCAUCCUUGCCGCCGUCGCUUUUCAGAUCAACAUGA
Molecule: messenger RNA, 1956 nt
Organism: Dissoconium aciculare CBS 342.82
Lineage: Eukaryota; Fungi; Ascomycota; Dothideomycetes; Mycosphaerellales; Dissoconiaceae
Exons: 6
Biological process (GO): positive regulation of transcription by RNA polymerase II
Cellular component (GO): nucleus
Molecular function (GO): transcription cis-regulatory region binding; zinc ion binding; DNA-binding transcription factor activity, RNA polymerase II-specific
Source: RefSeq, a predicted model, not a curated record